This is a messenger RNA of Populus euphratica (Euphrates poplar), 1374 nucleotides long. Its product is annotated as glucan endo-1,3-beta-glucosidase. The coding region runs from base 1 to 1374 and encodes 457 amino acids. The record is from RefSeq and is a predicted model, not a curated record. Gene Ontology annotation, biological process: carbohydrate metabolic process. Lineage: Eukaryota; Viridiplantae; Streptophyta; Magnoliopsida; Malpighiales; Salicaceae. Gene Ontology annotation, molecular function: hydrolase activity, hydrolyzing O-glycosyl compounds. The transcript is spliced from 5 exons.
AUGACCGCCACUACCACCACGUCCAUCACAACCGCCCUGCUCCACCUCUCCACACUCCUCCACCUCUCCACCACAGCCUUUUCGAUUGGUGUCAAUUAUGGUACCCUGGCCAACGAUCUGCCAUCACCAUCUCAGGUGGCCAGCUUCCUUAAAACACAAACAAUUAUUGAUAGCAUCAAAAUCUUUGACACCAAUCCUGACAUUCUUCGCGGUUUUGCCAACACAAACAUUACCGUGACUGUAACCGUUGGUAAUGGUGAUAUUCCUGCUCUUGUUGAUGCAAAUGCCGCCGGCCGAUGGGUUGCUAACAAUAUCGAGCAAUUUUAUCCACAGACAAGGAUUAAACUCAUCGCUGUUGGCAAUGAAAUCUUGUUUUCUGGUAAUAAGGAGUGGAUUUCUCAUCUUGUACCCUGCAUGAAGUCCUUGCAUCAGGCUCUUGUCCGUGCUGGGAUCAACGAUGUUAAGGUGUCAACUCCUUACACCCUUGGAAUCUUGCAAACUUCUGUGCAACCAAGUGCUGCCCGGAUUAAGCCUGCCUAUGGCAAAGUCGUAUUUGCACCCAUGCUCGAAUUUCUACGUCAAACCAAAUCACCCCUUUUGGUUAACCCAUACCCUUAUUUUAGCUACGCUCGGAGCAUGGAAGACUACAUCCUUUUCAAGCCUAACCCUGGUUUCCAUGACGACAACACCAACAUUACCUACACUAAUAUGUUCGUUGCAAUGAUGGAUGCAGUUUAUUCGGCAAUAAAGGCCAUGGGUUACGAUGACUUGGACAUUGUUGUGGCCGAGUCCGGUUGGCCCUCACUUGGCGACCCAAACCAGCCCAUGUGUACUGUGGAGAACGCAGUGUUAUAUAAUAAGAACAUGAUUAAGGUUGUUACUUCGGGGGAGGGGACUCCUUUAAUGCCCAAACGGCGGUUCGAGACAUAUGUUUUUGCAUUGUUUAAUGAGAAUCUUAAGCCUGGAACAGCCGCAGAGAGGAAUUGGGGCUUGUUUAGGCCAGAUUUUAGCCCGGUUUAUGAUGUUGGCAUUUUGAGCAAUAUUGGAAAGCAGGCAGAUUCUCCCCUCCCAUCACCCACAACAAGCAAGACAUGGAGUGAGCCCAAAGUGAACGCUAGUGGCAAGGCAUCACAAGCGAACAAAGGCUAUGUGUGCAUCCAGGGGGCGCAUUGCAAGCCUAUUCAAACUGGUGGUUCCAGUUUCAAUCCAAACAAUAUCAGGUCCCAUGCAUCAUUGUUAAUCCCGCUCAUUAUGAUUUGGUUUGAUCGUGGAGAACUAGAGGCCCAUUUAGGAGGGCAGCCAGCAAUUGCCCAGCCCCUUUUUUGCACCUGCUCUUAUUCUACAAGGAUCGUGGAGAACUACAGGCCCAUUUAG